Molecule: messenger RNA, 787 nt
Organism: Orycteropus afer afer
Lineage: Eukaryota; Metazoa; Chordata; Mammalia; Tubulidentata; Orycteropodidae
Gene: TSPAN6
Product: tetraspanin 6
Cellular component (GO): membrane
Source: RefSeq, a predicted model, not a curated record
UCAUGGCGUCCCCGUCACGGAGACUGCAGACUAAACCAGUCAUUACUUGUUUGAAGAGCGUCCUCUUGAUCUACACUUUCAUCUUCUGGAUCACUGGUGUUAUCCUUCUUGCCGUUGGCAUUUGGGGCAAGGUGAGCCUGGAGAAUUAUUUUUCCCUCUUAAAUGAGAAGGCCACCAAUGUUCCCUUCGUGCUCAUUGGCACUGGCACUGUCAUAAUUCUUUUGGGCACCUUUGGCUGUUUUGCUACCUGCCGAGCUUCUGCAUGGAUGCUAAAACUGUAUGCAAUGUUUCUGACUCUCAUUUUUUUGGUUGAACUGGUUGCUGCCAUCGUAGGAUUUGUUUUUAGACACGAGAUUAAGAACAGCUUUAAGAAUAAUUAUGAAAAGGCUCUGAAGCAAUAUAACACUACAGGAGACUAUAGAAGUGAUGCAGUAGACAAGAUCCAAAAUACAUUGCAUUGUUGUGGUGUCACCAAAUACACAGAUUGGGAAGAUACUAAUUAUUACUCAGAGCAAGGAUAUCCCAAGAGCUGCUGUAAAACUGAAUGUUCUCCGAACAAAGAUGCAAGUAAAGUAAACCAUGAAGGUUGCUUUAUAAAGGUAAUGACCAUUAUAGAAUCAGAAAUGGGAGUCGUUGCAGGAAUUUCCUUUGGAGUUGCUUGCUUCCAGCUGAUUGGAAUCUUUCUCGCCUACUGCCUUUCUCGUGCCAUAACAAAUAACCAGUAUGAGAUAGUGUAACCAACGACUGGCUUACUCUCCAUCUUCAAGGUGAGUUAAUUUUGGUCCUC